This is a messenger RNA of Cervus elaphus (red deer), 816 nucleotides long. It is a transcript of the gene CCL8, whose product is annotated as C-C motif chemokine ligand 8. Bases 70 to 369 code for a protein of 99 amino acids. NCBI's taxonomy places the organism in Eukaryota, Metazoa, Chordata, Mammalia, Artiodactyla, Cervidae. The record is from RefSeq and is a predicted model, not a curated record. Gene Ontology annotation, biological process: inflammatory response; neutrophil chemotaxis; cellular response to tumor necrosis factor. The transcript is spliced from 3 exons. Gene Ontology annotation, cellular component: extracellular region. Gene Ontology annotation, molecular function: chemokine activity; CCR chemokine receptor binding.
UUCCAGAGACUGAGACCAGCUCAGCAACUACCAACUCUCAGGCUGAAGCGCCCGUGCUCACCCUCCAACAUGAAGGUCUCUGCUGGGAUUCUGUGUCUGCUGCUCGUGGCAGCCGCCUUCAGCACCCAGGUGCUCGCUCAGCCAGAUUCAGUUUCUAUCCCAAUCACCUGCUGCUUUAGUGUGACCAAUGGGAAGAUCCCCUUCAAGAAGCUGGACAGCUACACGAGAAUCACCAACAGCCAGUGUCCCCAGGAAGCUGUGAUCUUCAAGACCAAAGCGGACAGGGAAGUCUGUGCUGACCCCAAGCAGAAGUGGGUCCAGAAUGCCAUAAAGCUCCUGGACCAAAAGUCCCGAACACAGAAGCCUUGAACCUUCAUACCUGGACUGAGAGACAGAAUCUUGGAAAAUCUUAUUUAUUUCUUCCCAACCUUCCCCAAGUGUAUUAUUUUAUUAUAAUGGCCAAAAAGAGGUUAUUUUUUUAAAAAAUAAUUUAAACACAUAGUUUCUUAAAUAAUAUUUAAUUAUGUUUAAGUUAUUGUUGUUUUAACUUUAUCUGCCAUAAAUCCUAAUGAAUGUAACACACAACAUCUGGUGAUGAGUUUCCUGUGAGCUUGAUUAAGUUCAUGGCAAGAUGGUGUUGUUCCCCAUCCUACUGCCUGUAGGAUGGUGAGGCCCUUCCACUGAUCAUCAGAGUGAAACACCUCUGGAAUCUUAGGAAAUCAGUGCUCCUGUAAGUGGAUGUGUGCUAUGUAGUAUUGUGAUGGAAAGUAAUGUUAUUACAUGGCUAUGGAAUUUUCAAAGAAAUAUAUAUAUAUA